Messenger RNA from Maudiozyma barnettii, 486 nucleotides. It is a transcript of the gene CBP6, whose product is annotated as Cbp6p. Gene Ontology annotation, biological process: mitochondrial respiratory chain complex III assembly. Gene Ontology annotation, molecular function: ribosome binding. Gene Ontology annotation, cellular component: Cbp3p-Cbp6 complex; mitochondrion. The coding region runs from base 1 to 486 and encodes 161 amino acids. Lineage: Eukaryota; Fungi; Ascomycota; Saccharomycetes; Saccharomycetales; Saccharomycetaceae. The record is from RefSeq and is a predicted model, not a curated record. The transcript has a single exon.
AUGUCAUCGUACCAAACAGUUAGAGCAGGUGCUAAACAAGUAGUUAAAUUACUAGAAAAGUUCCCAGAAGAACCUUUCAAAUAUUUGGUUUCAUUCAAGACUACACAAUUAGAAAGAUUCAGUCGUAUAGCUGGUCUUCCAAUUUCUCAAAAGGAUAGUUCUGAAUUAUCUAAUAAAGCUUCAAUAGAUACAAUUAAAGAUGUAGUGAACAGAACGUCUGGUCCAUUAGGUCUUCAAAAGGAUAUGUUAAAGAAGAUGCAAGCAGCUAUUCCUCACGAUCAAUUUUCAGAAACGUCCAUGAAAGAACAGGUCAAUGCCUUAUCAAAUCUAGUUGGCAACAAAUAUAAAACUUAUUAUGACGUUGGUGAUAAACUUUACAAACCAGCUGGGAACCCUGAAUAUUACCAAAGAAUUAUAGAUGACAUUCAAGGUAAAAAGAAGGAAAAUAUUCUUGAUGGGUUAAGAACUGUCUUCAUGGGCAGAUAA